Colletes gigas is the source of this 1762-nucleotide messenger RNA. RefSeq names its product nuclear pore glycoprotein p62 (gene Nup62). Gene Ontology annotation, biological process: protein import into nucleus; RNA export from nucleus. Lineage: Eukaryota; Metazoa; Arthropoda; Insecta; Hymenoptera; Colletidae. The record is from RefSeq and is a predicted model, not a curated record. Gene Ontology annotation, molecular function: structural constituent of nuclear pore; phospholipid binding. The transcript has 5 exons. Bases 311 to 1645 code for a protein of 444 amino acids. Gene Ontology annotation, cellular component: nuclear pore central transport channel; nuclear pore.
UGUUAGAACAAUUUGAUUUCAAUUGCCAAGAUAAUCGAAGUUAGGUUAAAUACAAACGUUGUGACCACAUAGUUUUAAAAUAGUUUACCGUUCGACCUUAACAUCACGCUGGUUGGACAUAUAUUUUGUGUUCGAAGACCUCUGUGACCAACAAGGUUAAUUUUCCUUUUUUAUUUACAAAACGUCAAACCAUGAUACACGAUGGAUGACAGCUAAAACUUGUAAAAAAAGAUUUAACGUGUUCGGAAGUUGCUCGAUCAUAAUUUAAAUAUACAUUACUGUGCAGCUGCAAUACACGUAAAAAACAAAAAUGAGUUUCACAUUCCAAGCUUCAAAUCAACCGGCCAUUACUACUUGCGCGACUAAUUCUCCAAGCACAACAGCUUUUACGUUUGGAGCGACCGGUGCUGGAGAUGCAGGGAAACCAACAGGGUUUUUGCAGACAUCGACACCGGUGCAAAAUAAACCCGGUAGUAUGUUUGGCACCGUAUUAAGUACAACCACCGCGCAAGGUACAGGAUUUGGUUUUGGAACACCACCCGUGGCUCCUUCGAUCGCCACGACUCAACAAACACCCGGUUUGACCUUUGGCACGGGUACGGUUGCAAGUACCGGUGUAACUCCCGGUGCUACCAGUACAGUGGCGCCCACAGGAUUCUCGGCAGCAACUCCAGCUGGAAGUACCCUAGGUUUUAGUUUAGGAAGUUCUACAGCGGCUACGACGGCGGCUGUACCUACGUCAGGUUUUGUAGCCAAGCCCCUCACCAGUGGAUUCUCCUUGGGAGGCGGUGAAGCCACCUCCUCCGCUGGAACAACGGGUCUAACGUUUGGUACACCGAAUACAAUGACAACAGGAACAGGAUUUACACUCGGUGCAGCGUCUACCGCGACGACAACAUCGACCACGACGACUUCGGCAACAGGUUUCUCGUUGAACACGACGGGAACAACUUCCGCGGCCACGGGAUUCUCGUUAAACAAAACUUCUGCUGCCCCGAGCCUUACGACCUCAAGUGCUCAGUUAUCAUUAGGAACGACUACUACUGUUAGUUCAUCUGCAAGCGUGAAUCCGCCGGCAUCCAUAAACUCGUUCGAAGAGUCGAUCAACAAAUGGACUUUAGAAUUAGAGGAGCAGGAGAAAGUAUUCGUUAACCAGGCUGCACAAGUUAAUGCUUGGGAUAAGUUGCUUAUAUCCAACGGAGAAAAAAUAGUAGCCCUUAAUCAAGAGGUCGAAAGAGUGAAGAUCGAACAGCAACAAUUGGAGCAUGAAUUGGACUAUGUUGUUGGCCAGCAAAAAGAAUUGGAGGACUUUUUAGUACCAUUGGAGAAGGAACUGGCGUCACUUCCGGUUUCCGAUCCGGAAAGAGAAUACACGUAUCGCUUGGCGGAAGAUCUCGACACGCAACUGAAACGUAUGUCGGAAGAUCUGAAGGAGAUCAUCGAACAUUUGAAUCAAGCUAACCGCACGCAAGACUCCAGCGAUCCGAUCGUUCAAAUUGGUAAGAUAUUGAACGCGCACAUGAACAGUUUGCAGUGGUUGCACCAACAGACGAGCCUGCUCAAUCAGAAGAUACAACAAAUCGAUCAGCUGCAUCAAAACAUCAAACAGGAAAACGAACAAAGUUUCAACCUAGCGUAUAAAUAAUUUUAAUUCGCCCAAUUUUUUUGUAACCGUACCGUUUGUUUUUAUGCGUUAAGAAAAAUGAAACGCGCGGCGCGAGUCGCGUAAAAAAAAAUAUAAUAUGUACAUUGUAUAAGAAUA